AUGAAGUUUCGACAAAUGCGCUCGUCAGGCACGUUUGUUGUUGUAGCAAUGAGCCUCGCAACAUUCACCGACACGUUCAUCUAUGGAAUGGUAGUGACUCUUCUAUUUCCAUCGCUUCUCGCUAAUAUCCACAUCUCACAGAUUGUCCCGAUUCUACCUUAUCUGUUGAUUCGUGAUGGAAGAAGCUCGAGAGAAGAAACUCAAGAAUGGACUUCAAUUCUGUUAGCAGUUUAUGGCGUUGCUUUGCUUAUCGGUUCCCCACUUGUUGGAUUUAUUAGUGAUCGGAUUCACACACGUCAAUCUCCAUUACUCGUCGGAUACAUCGCCGUCGCACUAUCCACCGCCCUGUUCCUCUUUGGAAGUACACCCGCUCUUCUCAUUAUUGCCCGAGUUUUUCAAGGGCUUGCGGGUGCCGUUGUUGGUGUGCUCAGCUUUGCGUUGAUUGCCGACACGGCUCGUCCAGACAAGCGAGGAGAGUUCAUGGCAUAUGCUUCAAUCUCAUUCACUUGGGGGAUGAUCUCCGGGCCUGUUCUUGGUGGUAUUUUGUUUGAUCACUUCGGUAUCUACGGUGCCUUUGCUUUGCCAAUAGCUUUGCUCGCCCUAGACAUUACACUACGGCUCCUAAUCAAAGAACAAAAACAAGGAGUCCUACCAUCCCCCACUCAUUCCGAUGAAAGCUCGCCCUUGUUAGAUCGCCCAAAACCAGGGAAGGAGUCGCUCGAUCUGUGGGACUUCUGGGAGCCUCGCUUUUUAAUGAUUCUAUUGGUGAAAAUCACGAUAUCAUCGAUAUUCUCUGCCUUCGAAACCACCCUGCCUCUUUUCAUCAUGCAAACAUACCAAUGGUCAUCUACAAAUUCCGGUCUCGUGUUUCUCGGAGUAUCUCUUCCAAGCCUAUUGAGUAUCCCAUUGAACAAAUAUGGUCGGAACUGGAACCGACGGCGCACGGUUGCGAUCGAACUCGUGCUCGCCAUGAUUCCACUCGUGGCCUUACGAUUUACAAACGAGAACACCCCAAAGCAUCAGAUCAUAUUUGUUGUCUUGGUUUUUUUUGUUGGACUCUUCAUGACGACUUCUCAGGCCCAGGUCAUGGCUGAAGUAUCCGACACGGUUCGUGCCAUCGAAGCCAAAUAUAAUGUCGACUCGACAAAGUCGAGCGGCAUGGGCACUGGAUAUGCCCUUUGUAAUAUGGCGAUUGCGAUCGGGCAGUUCGUGGGCCCUCUCAUUGCAGGCUUCACCAGGAUCAAGUAUGGUUGGGCAGGGAUGACUUUGACACUUGGUGCAUUUUCGGCUUGUGUCGGGUUUUUGUCACUGAUAUUGGCUUGA
Messenger RNA from Penicillium maclennaniae, 1323 nucleotides. RefSeq names its product MFS transporter. The record is from RefSeq and is a predicted model, not a curated record. NCBI's taxonomy places the organism in Eukaryota, Fungi, Ascomycota, Eurotiomycetes, Eurotiales, Aspergillaceae. Gene Ontology annotation, biological process: transmembrane transport. The coding region runs from base 1 to 1323 and encodes 440 amino acids. The transcript has 6 exons. Gene Ontology annotation, molecular function: transmembrane transporter activity.